This is a messenger RNA of Sclerotinia sclerotiorum 1980 UF-70, 258 nucleotides long. RefSeq lists its product with no specific name. Bases 1 to 258 code for a protein of 85 amino acids. Lineage: Eukaryota; Fungi; Ascomycota; Leotiomycetes; Helotiales; Sclerotiniaceae. The transcript is spliced from 2 exons. The record is from RefSeq and is a predicted model, not a curated record.
AUGCCUCAACCAUGCACCAUCGAUAAGUCGAUAAGAUGGCUUGAGAGCUCAAGCAUGUCUAUCAAAAGACAAUCAACUGGCCAAGAGGCAGCAAUCAUGCGAGAAAGCGAAUAUAAUUGUGGUAGUUCGCAAACUAACGAGGAUGGAAAUACCGUUCAAUAUUGCGAUGAGGAGAAUCGAAGUGCCAAAGUCAAAAAACAUUUGAGAUAUUUGAAGAGAUUCACUCAGUGCAACGAGACUGGUAAUAUGAUCGGAUAG